This is a messenger RNA of Cajanus cajan (pigeon pea), 1058 nucleotides long. Its product is annotated as E3 ubiquitin-protein ligase At4g11680. Gene Ontology annotation, biological process: ubiquitin-dependent protein catabolic process; protein ubiquitination. The record is from RefSeq and is a predicted model, not a curated record. NCBI's taxonomy places the organism in Eukaryota, Viridiplantae, Streptophyta, Magnoliopsida, Fabales, Fabaceae. Gene Ontology annotation, cellular component: plant-type vacuole. Gene Ontology annotation, molecular function: ubiquitin protein ligase activity.
CCGUCCUCCUUUCCACGCUCGCCGAGCGUCCCUCCACGCCGCUCAGACUCUGGCUCUCCGGCUACGCCUUCGAGUGCGUCCUUCACAUGGCCUUCGUCUUCUUCGAGUUUCGAACCGCAAUUCGCGACUCCUUCUCUCACUCUACCUAUAGCAUUGUGAAGAAGCUGGAGCCUAUCAACACUCUGGCAUCAUCUCUUUGGUGGGUAUUUGGAUUUUAUUGGAUUGUUGUGGGUGGCCAAGCACUUUUGGAUGAUUCUCCACGUCUCUACUGGUUAACAGUGGUCUUUCUAGCCUUUGACGUAUUUUUUAUAAUCUUUUGCAUUGGGAUGGCAUGUAUAGUUUUCUUUGCGCUCUUCUGCAUCAUCCCAGUAAUAGCACUAGCUUAUGCUAUGAGAAUAAGAGAAGGGGCAUCAGAAGAAGAUAUAAGAUUACUUCCAAAGUAUAGGUUUAGUCAGUCAAAUUUAUUGUUGAUGGUCGAUGACAACAAGAAGCAACUUGUUAAUAAAGCAAAAGUAGAUUCAUGCAAUGGAAGCCAUAUGAGUGAACUUUCUCUCCAUCCAGAUGAUUCUGAAUGCUGUAUAUGCCUAUGUCCAUAUGCUGAUGGAGCAGAACUGUAUCGCCUUCCCUGUACCCACCAUUUUCAUUGCGGAUGCAUCAGCCGUUGGCUACGAUCGAAAGCAACCUGCCCGCUCUGCAAAUUUAAUAUCCUUAGAGGUGAUACAUUGGUUUGAGAUAAAGAUUGGACAAUGGUGAGAUGCAUUAUCGCUCGUAACAACAUUGGAGAGCCAAAACAUUUGAUACUCUGCUAACUAGUGUUGGUAAAUAAUAAGUAGAAAGAAAAGGAAAUGCUCCACCCCGUCAGCUUUUACUGGGUUCUAGUCAUUUAGGAUUGCAGUUUUCAUGAAGCUCUUGCAUCUUUUAGUGCAAAAUGUUCUUAAUUUUAUGACGGGGGUAUGAUGUAUAUAUUGUGGGACCGUAGAGAGGGUCUCCCCAAAAUUUGUACUUAUGAGGGGCUUUAUAAAAACAAUUUUUCUGUACAGAAAUCCUAUUUAGUUUGA